Trichobilharzia regenti is the source of this 3031-nucleotide messenger RNA. The record is from the annotation of a GenBank genome assembly. Lineage: Eukaryota; Metazoa; Platyhelminthes; Trematoda; Strigeidida; Schistosomatidae.
CAUUUGUGCAAAGUUCUAUGUCGAAAACAGACAGACAGACAUGACUGUUCACUGAAAUCUAGUCGAGCACCCCUGCAAGUCCCCCAAGACUAGCCGUAGGAUUUCCUGACACUCGUAAGGUGAAUUUCGCGAAUUCACCCUGUUGGCUAGUUGACGCUAAGCAAAUAAUCACUUGGGUGUUGUAUGUGUGUCUCCGGAACACAACAUACAUCCAUGGCUCGGGAUGGCAGAGUUCUCACCAUUGAUGCUUGUUGUCCGAUUUGACAGAGUGUCCUGACGUUAAAUGCUCCAACAUGAAGUUGGUAGUAUGGCUUUAAGGGACUAUCGGUAGUUUUUUGGCUCUCAAAGUGAGAGGAUGGAUGACCAGUGUGUAGGAAAGUAUUAAUAGUAGGAGGAAAGUAAGAUGAUAGGGACGUAGAUAAAGUGGAAGAUUAUCAGGAGAGCUUCAUGUUCUUCGGGCAGCGUGUGGGUAGUUGUUACUUCCCAGCUGCCCUUAGGUACUUGAAUGGGAAAGAGAAUUAGUAUUGUGUGACCUCAGAGCCUGGGAGACAACUUCUUGAGGCCGGUUGCACACGGUCUAUUUGAAUUGAUUUUUAGUGUUGCUUCCUUAUUAGUAACUUGCCGCCGGCUACGGACCACUGUAGGGUAAGUUCUUGGGGUUAAUCUUUCUUAACCGUCUUUCCCCAGAGUGGAGAGGCGAAAUAGCUGACAUGCUGGUCAUCUGAGGGAAACACGGGAUGGUAAAAAACAAUCAUUGCAGACAAUUAGUGAUAUGACGCAAAAUAGUUCUCAAUGACGCAGAUGCAUCCACUCCUUGUGAUUUAUAAUAUCCAAUAAAAUUCUAUUGUUCUUCCAUACUGCUAUUCAUUUUGCCUCAUAUUUCUGUUUAUUAUCUCUUUUUGGAAUUCCUCUUUACUCUCUCCUUUUGCUUUGUGUGCUACAUGGAGUGUGGCAACUCGAACUGCUGCACAUCUGUGCAAAGUUCUAUGUUGAAAGCAGUCAGUCAGCUAAGUGACAAUGUCAACUGUUAUACAACAAAAGUGAUUCAAUUUGGUUCACAACAUGCAUACAGUGAUAGCUAGCAAGUAACGUCUCUUCAAGAGAACGUGUGCAGACUCCGUUGUUAAUUGAAUUAAUGCUAGUUGUAAUUUUAAUGAAUUUUUGUAGUUGUCUAGCCUUUCGUAUCCCCACAAAUAUGGGCAAAAAUGCAUCGUAGUAAAACAUUUUUUGUUGUGGUCCAGAAAGAUGAAAUAACAUUUCUGGUUUUAUUACGAACCAGAGAAAAAUUACUUACAGGAUGAAGUUCUCCAGCAUAAUUUUCUGUGAUUGAAAGGUAUUUUGGGUAUAAUUAUGUACUCAGCUGUUAAACUGGAUCGUAUACUAGUGCUACCACUCUUGUAACACAUUUUAAUCCCUAACUUCAGUUGGAAUCGGUGGCUGCACAUUUUUAUUCAGGCUCUAGAUGUAAGUGAUUUUGUGUUCAGCAAUUAAUUUAGUCUAAAAUGUAUAUAUAUAUAUAUAACUGUGUUUGGUUAAAAAAGUUGAAAAAUGACUUUCAUAACAAGAGGAGACAAGAAUGGGAUGUUAAUGCCUUCUCACUAGAGAAUAAAACUAAUGUAGCAUUUUUCUGUUUGACCAACCUGUUUGAUUGAAUUUCCACUGGAAACAUAUCUCGUUUGGUAAUUAUUAGUAGGAUGUAUUCGCUGUCGGAAUUUUUAUGAGACCUAAAUCUUUCCUCGUUUUUGACUAUUUACUCUGAAUUUACGGUAACCUUUGUUAUUUUCUUUCAGUUAUUUUCAUCUUAUAACUGUCCCUUUUCAGUCAAACUUACUGUAUAAGUAAACCACAGUGACUUUCCAGUUUGAUAUGUAGUACAUCUCUUACUAGAUGCAUUUGACUUUCGGCUAGUGGGCUUCAUAUUGUAAUCAUUCAUUCCUCCUAAUUUUGUCUGGAUAACCAGGCAGUAUCUUACGCCCUCAAAAGAUAUAUUUCCGUUACAGCUUGCUACGCUGAGCAGAAGAUUGGCAUCAUUUGUCACUUGUUUUUGUACAAAAGGAGCUGAAUUUUUCGUUUCCUUAGACAACUAAUUGUUUCUUAAUCCCUAUGAUUAUCCCCUCUUUUUAGCGUUAGUUUGAAGAGAAUAGCAGUGAGGUAUACUGUCGAGAGUAGUUAUGAACAUAGGUUAUACUGCCUCAUUAGUGUGGGGUUUCGUCAGACAAAAUUAAUCGAUAUAACCCUCCAACCUGGUGACAUGAAACUUCAGUUUCAUUUAUUCUGUCAACAUUAGUUCUCAAAUAAUUAUAGUUUCAGAUGCUUUACUGAUUAGCAUUCAUUUGUUUUACGUAACCUCUGUUUCGGCUUGAUGGACAAGCUCUUACAAGACGUUCUAUAAUUAGCGUGUGUAGGUAUUUCAGUACACAAUACUUGUUUAUUUUGUGGCUCAGUGGGAUUGUUUUUAUACAUAAUUAGGUACAAAUGUCACAAGCUUAGUGAUGUAGUAUCCUAUCAUAGUGACACUCUUUAAUCCUGUCACAGAGUCGUCUCAGUGAUAAGUAGGUUGCCGUUUAUUUCUUAAAUCUUUAUUACAUAGUAGCAAAAUAAAUUUACACUGGUAUUUCUUGUUUCCUACCGAAUUGUAGUAAAAAUUCAAAUGGAUUUAACUGAACAGACUAAGGUGAUUAAGCAUUUGGAGGAGAUAGAAGAAGCUGGUGAAAUGGUAUUGGCAAAACAACAAGAAUGCAUUGUAUAUGACAGGAAUCGACAAAAGUCGCGUGAAGCUGUGCGCAAGCUUAUGCAACUAGGAUCAGAAGAUCAACAGUGGGUUUGUUUGUCUGACCAAUUCUUUCAUUUGCCGUCAAAUGGUUUAAAAAAAGCAAUUGAAGAAGAUAUUAAAGUUUAUGAUUCCGAAAUUAAGAAGUUGAAGGAUCAGUUGAAAGAAGAUUUGAAUUGGUUACAUGAGCUUGAAGGAAAAGAGCCACUUAAAGGAUUUCAUCUAUUACCUAUGAAAAAUGAAAAUCAGUUUGUCAUCUAG